Messenger RNA from Pyricularia pennisetigena, 7854 nucleotides. RefSeq lists its product as uncharacterized. Lineage: Eukaryota; Fungi; Ascomycota; Sordariomycetes; Magnaporthales; Pyriculariaceae. The record is from RefSeq and is a predicted model, not a curated record. The transcript is spliced from 8 exons. The coding region runs from base 1 to 7854 and encodes 2617 amino acids. Gene Ontology annotation, biological process: regulation of GTPase activity.
AUGAACGGUGACACGGGACUCGUGAGCUGCCUGGUGGAAAGGCUCACGACUCGGCUUCCCUAUCGCACCGGCACCUGGAGCGAGGACAUCGGCCAAGACGAAAUAGUUGCUACAACCCGAGCCACACUCGUCAAGCUCAGCGCAACCUCCAUCACCGGCGUUCUCGAUGCCCUAUUGGGUCUCUUGGUCGAACUCGCCCGCCCGUACCCAAAUGUCACCUCGCACCCUCCUCACGUCCUCCUCUCCGAGAUAUACCUAUUUGGCCUCGUCGCCGACUGUUGCGCCCACCAUUGGGCCCGCCAUGCCGCCCCUGGCGCUGCCCUGCUACCACGCGACCUGACCAAUCUGCCGCCCCCGCAGCCCAUUCCCAGCACACUGGUGCCUAGGAUAUUCGACUUUGUCAGGCUCUUCUUCAGCCCGCUGCCUAGCGACUAUGUCCUGCCGCCAAAGACCCUCCUCGACGAAGCGCAUGCGUCCCUGACGCUCUCGACCCCGACAGAUGGCAAAUCCAAACCUCUUGGCUCUUCACGAGUCACCAAUGUUGAGAUGAGCAACAGUGAGCUGCUCGAGGCACACGCCCCCGCUCUCGAGGUCCAGGUUCGCACCAUUAUCGAGUUCGUGACAGCAUCCAACUGGUCCGCAUCCUUUGACUGCUACCGCGCAGUCGUCUACAGCAUCCGAUCGGCCGCCGCACCGGGAACCCAGGGCCAGGGUGGAGCGUAUCACAUGCCCAACGAUGACGAACGCGCCGCUCUGGUUCUGCUGCGCAUGGUUGCGUACUUUUGGGUUGACUCGCAGAAGCUUGGCCAGGUCGUGCAGGAGCUGUGCUCGAGUUUCCUGCACUUCCGCAAGAACUUCCAGAACACCGUCGCCAUCGUGGCGCCGCUCCUUAUCUCGCGCUGGAUCGAUAGGUUCCCCGGCGAGUUUGUGCAGCUGCAUAUAGCCCACAAACGCCUGGACGGCGGCGCCGACACACUCUUUGACAUGUCUCACACCGUUGUCGACAGCGGCAAGCGGAGAGCCCAGCUGUAUCCGUUGCAAAUGUCGCUGCUUUUUCUGCUGCCUGACGUGUUCGAGGUUGCAAGCAACUUUCGGGAGGUCAAGGGUGGCAGUUUGUCCAAGAAGGCCAACUUUCUCGACACUCUAAGAAAGUCGCUGCGCAACCGCAAUGAGCAGGCCGCAUACUGCCUGGUCUCGCUACUCCGGGUGGCUCGCCACUUUGACGUAGAAAGCGAUUCGACUCUCGAGGCGGCGCUGCUCAGUUUCGCCAUGGACGUGCAGGAUGAGGUGCGCGAUGCCGUCUUCCGCAAAUUCCCCGUCGGGUCCGACAGCUCUCUCUUUGACCAGGACAUACUCACCGCGGCCCUGGUGAGCCUGAUGCAUCUCAACUUCGACAUAUGUGUCGAGUCGCUGGCCCACGGGUGUUUGGCACCAUCGGCACCGCAAAGCUUCAAGAUCGCGGUCGUUCAGACCUGCACACACUUUGCCCGUUUGCAAGACGGCCACAGGUACCAUAAGCUAUUCAUUGGUGCAUCUGGCUUCAUGCAAAACCAGCUUGCAGCGGCCUCGUCGCUGUUUACCGAUGUGUUGACCCACGACCAGUCCAUGCGGCGUAGAGGUUCCGAAGCAGGAGCGGCCUCCGUCAACAUGAUUAUCAACAUCCUGGAGUUCCUCAACGUGUCGCCCAUGGCCCUUUUCGCAGGUUCCUCAAGCAGCGAUAAGGAUGAGCGAGGGAAGUUCUUUGAGGACAAUUUCGAGGCCCUCUUCCUGUGUAUGGUCGUCGCGGACGAGUCGGUGCGGAGGCCGGCAGUUGGGGUAGCCCGGCGGCUUUUUAACGACGACAUGAUUGUCAGUUCGCUCGCUUCAUCCAAGAGGAUUGAGUCGAAAGAUUACAAGAACAAGUUCUGGAGGUUGACAUCUCUUGUGUUGACGUCCAUGUGCGAUAUUCACCCGGGGACGGACCUCAGCACCAAUCUCAGGUCUAUACACAGCUACCUGGAGUCGAGGCUUUUGCUGUUAAGCGUGGUCAAGGACUUGGCCGAGCUUACAGAAGAGAUUCCAGAACGAACAGCGGCUUAUACCAGACUUGAAACUGUUCUGUUGGUAGCACUGUGCUCGCCCGAUAUUGAGACUUGCCAGCUGGUUACAUCAUGUUUUGGUCGAUUUCUGGAAGAAUGUCGCGCGAUAGACGCCGCGUCAGAGACGGGCAAGUCGUCACUGUCGCUGCUGCGCAAUGGCGAGGUCUUUCAGGAGAUCUCGUCGCGCGCGUUUCGGUUCACCGGUUUGGUCGCGUUCCAGAAGCGGAUGCGUGGCCUUCUGAGGCGGAUGCAAUACCCCAGUACCGGUAUACUAGACGCCUGGGAGCUCGGGUUCGAUAAGUGGCUUCAUCUGUCCAAAGAAGUGUCGACGUCAUCGCCUGAGGGCGUAUCGGAGAGAACGGUGGCCGAGUGGCGAAACUACUCGGGCUUUUUGGCAGCCUUGGGUGGCAUCUGCAUUGCUGACCAGGCUGUCAUACUGGAGGAGCCGGUGGUUAGCGGGUUGAGGUGGAUCGACAGGCUUCCGUCCGAUGAUGAAGAGGAACCGGUUCUGGCGAGGUUUUUGCGGCUGAGUGUCCAGAUCCUGGCCUGCCACAAUGUCAGGAUCAGGGAGACGAUGCGUGAGGUCCUGUCGAGCGAAGUGUCCCCGGCACUGUACCAGCCUCUUUUUAAGGCGCUCGAGGUAGAGCUGGAUGUGCUCUUUGCCGGUGCACUGGAGGGAUCCGUUAAGGAGCAAGACAGCGAGAUCGUGUUUGCUGAACAGGCAGCGUCACUAAUGAGGGCCCUGGUCGAACGUUUGGACACGCCCGCCGAGCUGGGGGCGGCCUCUUCGGUCCACCUCGGUUCACUGACGCUCAACUUUGCCAAGUUCCUCGACAGCGUCUCGGACAGUCCGAGCAGCUUGAGGGUCAAGAUCAAGAUAUGCCAGCUGUGCGAAGCAAUCACCCGCCGGAAGGAGCAUUUGAACCUUCGCGACGACGUUCGCAACCGUAACCAGCUCCUCGAGUUUGUCUUUGGCUGGAUCGCGCGACCGCGGACGCCUAAUCUGGACGUGCUAUCCCUACACGGCGGAGGCAAACAGGACGAGAUGGCGCGUGUGCAAAAGGACCUUGACAAGGCGGCGCUCAGGGCGCUUGCGGAGCUGACCUUCCGCCUACCGCUGCAGCCGAGCGAGGGCCACACGGACGCCGGAACCAGCGAGCUCAAGUCGCAGAUGUUCCAUACUUACUUCAACCGGUUCCUAUCGCUGUUGAAUCCCGAGCCGGCAACUAUCGGCGCUGGGGCGGACCUCGGGCGCGAUGAGCAUGCUACCAGUUCGGAGCUCGCAAUCACGAUUCUGUCGAACCUGCUGAGUGCAAACAUCGACGUCGGCCUGAAGCAUUCGCUCAGCAUUGGUUACCACGAGAACGUUGAUAUUCGGACGGCGUUUGUCAAGGUCUUGUAUAAUAUCCUUGUGCAGGGAACCGAGUUCAGCAAUCUGUCAGACACGGCGGUGAGCGAGAAGUACGACAAGCUACUCAAUCUCCUUACUCGCGACACCACCCUGGCGGUGGCCAUGAGCUCGUCCUGUCCCAGCAGUGAGGUGGACGAGUUGACAAUCGCGCUACUCAACAUCUUUGAGCGCCGGGGGCUGAGCUUUGAGCUGAUAGAGGCGCUGAUCAAGCAAGAGGUCGAGGAUACGGAGAACGAGUCGGAGCUCUUGCGGCGGACCAGCGUGGCCACCAAGAUGCUGUCCGUUUACGCCAAGUGGAAGGGGGCGGCAUACCUCAAGGCGACGCUGCAGAAGGUAGUGGAGCGGCUGAUGCUGACGUCCAAGGAUCUCAAUCUCGAACUGGAUCCUCAGCGUGUCGACCAUUCCAAGGAGGAGCUUAACAAGAACGCACUGCAGCUGAGGAUAGUGGCCAAGGUUUUCAUUGAGGAUAUCUGCGCCUCCAAGGCCAACAUUCCCGACUCAUUCCGGAAAAUUUGCAGCAUUAUCUCCAACACGGUCACGGCCAGAUUCCACGACUCCAAGUACACGGCCGUGGGAGCCUUUGUCUUCCUUCGCUUCUUCUGUCCAGCCAUCGUGGCGCCCGAGGUCGAGGGCCUGGUCAACAAACAGCCGACGAGGGAGAUGCGGCGUGGACUGCUGCUUAUUGCGAAGAUCAUCCAGAACCUUGCCAAUAACGUCCUCUUUGGGGCCAAGGAGCCGUACAUGUUUCCGCUGAAUGACUUUUUGACACAGAACAUAUACAAAGUCACCACUUUUCUGCGCGAGAUAUCUGUGGCCCCUGAACACAUGGAACCAAGUCCUCCGAGCGAGUCGUUCGACUUUGGAUCGUGCGUCGCCCUCCACCGGUUCCUGUACGACCACUGGGAUCACGUACGACAGCGGCUUGUGUCCCGUGAGAGGAGGGACUUUGCUGUGCGCUCGCCGGCCGCCGACUCAUCCAUGAGCCGCGUCAGGUCCCCCGUGCUAGAGCCACUGCGGGCCCUCAUCACGAACCUCGGUCCGCCACCGCUGGCUGUUACUUGGAAUAGGCCUCAGAUCUCGGCUAACAGCCCCCCGGCAUACUCGCGGUUCCAGGAGUUCAUGCUACGGAACGCAUUCAAGGGCUCAGAGUCGUUUAUCACAACGCGCGUCGUGUACGAUGGUGGUGAGAGCAAGGAUGGACUUUCCAUAAUUUGUGUCAUCUUGCGCAAUAUAGACGUUGAGGCGAUCGACUACGACACAUUGGUCUACUGCUACCUCAAGAUCGCGAGUAGGUUGUGGCACAGGCCUUUCGGUCUGUUCAUCGAUGCAACGUGCUACAAUGGCCAGAGCGAGCCGCAGGAUGAGCUGUUUUUGAAGCUCGAGAAGUUGACGCCUAUCGAGCUAUCGCGGAACCUAUCGAGGAUCUAUAUCUACAACAUGAACAGUGCUUUCAGGAAAUGCUUCCGUCGGGUCAUGCGAAUCUCAACCAAGAACGAGACUAGCGUGUUCAACCCUCGAAACGUCGAGUAUUACCUGAUGGUCGGCCUCCACGAGCUUCAGCUGCAUUUCCACCUCAGCCAGCUUCAUCUGCCCAAGGAAACCAUCAGCGUCGUGACGGACUCGCGCUACAAAUAUCAGUCUGUUACCAAAUUGUCCAAGACCAAGGGCAAGAUCGAAGUCGCCAUCCACGUCGGCAGCCAGUUCAUCCAGAUCACCACGGCAAAGAAGCAGGAGAUAUACCAGGGCUACCACCGGCUUACGACUACCAUCAACGACAUCUUUAGGCUGGGCGACAUCGACGAGGCACCGACGUCGAUCCAGACUGAGGACGACUCGGCCUUUGGGCUGAGAGCCGACGGUGGCAAGAUCGUCAUGUACUUUACGAGUCCCAGCAAGGUGGACGUGAUCCGAUCCAUCCUGGUGGCCAAGGCCAAGUACGGGAAAGACACCAGAUCACUCAAGUCGUUUGAGCGCCUCAUCCGCCCGCAGGAUGUACCGGGGACGCUGCUGAACCUGGCCAUGACCAAUCUGGCAAGCUCCGACAGCGUUUUGCGUCUCGCCUCUUACAAUCUCCUCGGGGCGCUGUGCAGGGCGUUCAAGUUCCAGGCAGCCUCGAGGCUCAUGUGUGCCAAGGAGAUCGCGGUGCCGCUGGAUCCCUCGCACUUCAUCAUCAACAUCAGCAAACUCCUGGCGCGGACAGAGCCGCAGCUGACGUCAGACUUCUUGAACGAGUUCUUUGUCGGUUGGGAUAGCUUUUCCGAGGAACAGAAGCCGCUGAGCCUGGCAUACAUGUCGCCGUGGCUGCCGAGCCUCCGCACAGCCAUCCUGCCGGCCGAGGCCGAUGGCGACAAGGGCCGCGAGAAGAUUGCUUCCCUGUUCCGCAAGCUCAUCGACGUGACGCUCAACGACCCCAACCCAACUCUCAACUUUACCCUGGAGCAGGUCGUGUGGCCAUCCAUUGCGUCCGACGAGGUUUUGAUGGAGAUACUGCUCGAGGAGAUAAUCAAGAUGGCUUUGGGCGUCAGCUUGCGCGACGGGCAGGCGCUGGUUCUGACGUCGAUAGUAACCUCGAUAGGGACCAUGUCUCUACGUGGCAAAAUCAUGGCGCGGCUGCGCAAGAGCAUCAACCGAUCAUCGCUGCGACCGUCAAAGUAUCUAUCGGAGAAUGCCGUGUGGCCAGAGGUGUGCCUGCUGUUGCAGUUCUGCGUGUCGCUCUCGUUCGACAGCGGUGUGCAGGCGCAGCAGUUCCUGCCCGAAGUCUUUCACGUGGUCACUAUGCUGGCCAACACGGGCUCGGCCGACGUGCGGCUCAUGGUACACCGGCUUUUGGUCAACACUAUCCACGCCGCCUGCACCUCGUUCCAUCUCGACGAGGCCAAACUCAACAGGCUCCGUGCGUCCCUCGAGGCCUUCUCGGAACCCAAGAACGACUUCUUCCCGCACCCAGCGCAUCACGCAUCGACGUUCCCUCGUGAUGGCGCCUCCUUUGUGUCGACGACGCAGGAAGCCGGCCCGGCCAUGGCGGCAACUGAGAGCUUGGCGACGCAGCUUUUCGAGGUGUGUGCAAUCGCAGCGCCCUCGACGGAUGUGUGCAACGCAUGGCGCUCCCGCUGGAUGAGUCUUGUGGCAAGCGUGGCCUUUCAAAACAAUCCACUCAUCCAGCCGCGCGCCUUUACAGUCAUGGGGUGCCUGGCUCGUGAGGAGGUCGACGACGACCUGCUGUACCAGGUUCUCGUGGCACUGCGCAACAGCGUCGGCCGCUUCGGUGGUGACCAGGACGGCAACGGUAGUGGCAACAGCGAGAUGAUGGUGGCGAUCGUGACGUCGCUGUCAAAGAUGAUGGCCAAGCUGCCGUCGGCGUCACGGUACGGCCUGCAGCUGUUCUGGUUGGCCAUAUCGCUGCUCCGACUGGUGCCGCCGAACCUCUUCAACUGCACCGCCGCGUUCCUCGAGGCGGUUCUGGGCAACAUCAACACAUCGGCCGAGGUCAGGGGCGAGCGUAUGGCGCCGUUCCUGCUCCAGGGGCGCGUCCAGCUCGAGGAGGCGGCGCUGCCGCUCGAUGACGCCUACGGGGUGCAUUUUACCAGCGAAAGUUUUCACUUUGCUGCUUGCGCCUGUCUGGUCAGGGGCUUGACGGACACGGUCACAAAAGCAACGGCUUUGAGGGUCCUGUCGACGUUCUUGGAGAUGACGAGCUGGAGACCGCCCACGGUUCAAGGCGAACAGCAGCACCCGAGCGCAAGUGACGUUUUGUGUUCGCCGUACAUGGCGCUGAUAUUGGCGCGUGCAGGAAGUCGGGAGGAGGUCAAGGACAGCUUCUGGGUGGCCGGAGUGAACCCAUCGGCGCUGGAGCGGUCGCAGCAGCAUCAGGGCGUCACCACCAGCGGCGGUAACAGCAACUUCUUCCGCAACGUGCGGGACGUGGCUGGCAUGAAGGACCGUGACCUGCUGCUCAACACGGCCAUCGAGCUCGUCGACUUCCAGUACCUCGAGGACGCAAUGCAGAACCGGACGCUGCGUUGGCUGAACGAGCUCGCGGCGGCGCGGCCUGGCGUGGUGGUGCACCUAUACGGGCCCAUCCACUCGAUCCUCGACAGCGUGCUGCUGCACUGCCAGAACAGCUCGACGCUCGAGUCGGCGCACCUGCUGCUCCAGACUCUGAGCGGGAACCCGAGGCUCGUCAGUGCGCAGCAGCAGCUGGAGGGUGGGGCCGGGGCGGCUGCGGGCAUUCUGGACGACAUACUCGAGGAGAUGGGCUUCGAGGGUCUGUGGAGAAGCUGCUCUUUCAACCUGGCCGUUGACGGGAGGGAAUGUUUUGCGUUGACGGAGAAGUUGAUCGAGCUUACUUUUCACCCUCACACCUGA